GGCAGCCUGCUCCAGACGGUGUUUCCCUCUCCUUUCCCCGGGAAUGAUAAAAAUGGAUAUUACAAGGGGAAAUUUGGAUGAAAUUUCAAGGCCUGCAUCUAACUCAAGAAUUCAUCCUGUAAGCAGAGCUUUAAGUGCAUCUUUGGAGGUUCUAACACCAGAGCCGUGCUUGUCAAAGGUUUCUUCACCAGUUGAUCAUAAAGAAGACAAUUCAAGGAACAGUAGUAUAAAGGAUGAUAAAGAUGAUGAUAGUGAGAAGAAUGAAAUGAAGAAUAUGAAAACAUCUCCACAGUAUUCUGAGGGUGAAAUUAACUGCAUUUUCCAGCAUCAGGUGCAAAAUACUGAUGAGUAUCCAGCAAAUUCUACUGAUCUAGAAAAUACUGAAGAGAAAGAUGUAGAUUCUAUGAUUCAAGAAGCGAUAAAGAAGAUGAAUAAAUUGGAUAAGAUACUGGCAAAGAAACAAUCUAGAGAAAGAGAAAUUAAAAAACAAGGCAGAGAAGUGAGGGCAAAACUUUGGGAAGAACUUAAGUCUAUAACCUCACUAAGUGCUUCAGGAACUCAAGAGGAAAUAGAAAAUACAAACAAAUUUUUAGCUUUGACUUCCUCUUUGCAGGAGAUAGCUGAUCCUUCCCAUUCUGAAGAAGAUGGAAUGUUUAUUUCAGUAUUUCACACACAAAUUAAUUCAGAAGAUUAUGACCACAAUGAAAAGCAUGCUGUACAGGAUCGUCUAAAUGAAAUCGAAACAAGUGGCUCAUUGAAAAUAACAGAAAAAAUACACCAAAAAAGUGAAACUAGAAGUAAAAAUACUCAAGAUUUUAUUAAAAAGAACAUUGAGCUAGCAAAGGAUUCAGGGAGCCAACUGGUUAUUCUAGAGGAAGAGAAGAAAAGAUUGGUUGAACUGUUGAAAGAUAUAGAAGAUAAUAGCAGUGAACUUCAAGGCAUUGAGGGAGAAGUAUCUAGCUGGCUAAUACCAGGAGAAGGGUAUACACCUGAACCAAUGGAAUAUCAUCACCUACAUGAAAUAGAUGCUAAACUCCAAGAGGUACUCUCUAAUGGAGAUAUCUCUGCAAGUCACAGCUCCUGCUCAAAAGUUCCAAGCCAAAUUUAUCAGGAAUCUCUGGCUUAUGCAAACAGAAGUUUGAACGCAAUUCCUGGUGAGAAGGUCUUGAGAGACACACGUGAGCAACGUGAGCAACAAAAUCGACUUAAAGAGAUUAACCAACAGCUGAAAAAUCUGGAGGGAAAUCUUCCUGAAGAACUACCUUGUCUCUCUGAAGGGCAGCUUGUGACUCUUCUGGAAGAAUGCAAGCAGUUCCAAAGAACAAUAAGUAAUGUUACCAUGCCAGAAUCACAGGAAUCUCUUUCUGAUGGAAUAAAUCUCUCUUGUUACACAGCUCAAGACUCCACCCUGCUCUCCAGCUCCACUCUUUCCAAACAGUUAGAUGAAGCUGGUAGCAUGAGGAUGUUAACAGCUCAGGAGAGGGCUGGAAUCGAAAAUAAAAGUGUAUGUGAAAGUGCAGAGAGUGAAAUCUCUGGCUACUAUCUAAGUAAAGCACUGGCCAUUAGUCAUUUAUCAAAGGGUUCUCUGCCCCAAAUAGAAGAACCUGGUGACCUAGAAAGUUCACAGGAGAUGGAGAAUAAGAGUAAUACUGAAGGUUACUUUAUGUCAAGAGCACUCACUGCAAAAACAUUGAAAAAACCUUCUUUUUUGGAUGAACUAUUUGAUUGCAUCAGCAUGAACAAUGAACUAUCCACAGAGGCUGACAUUCCCAGCAUACCAUUGCAGACCAGAGGAGAUGAUCUGAAGAUUGAAGACGUGACACCAGAGUAGUAUACAUACUCCUACUUAUAGUCAUUUUUAUAAAGCCUUGGUAAAGUACAGUUCAGUGAUCUUCAUUAAUUUUAGACUCUGGAUACAGAGAAAUCAUCAUGCACAUAUACACUGAAUAUCUUAAUUAUUGCUGUGAAAUAGUUUCUUCUUACAGAGAGAGUUAUUAUUUUCAUGCAUUACAGAUUAACUGCUAAAAUAGAAUAUUCCACUUCACUGAAUUUCUGGUGAAUCUUUUACAUAAUAUUGUUCAUUGUUUUACAAGCAAUGUACAUUUUUCAACAUACAAUAGUAGAUAAACUGUUUAACUGAAUUUGGUAAAACUGAGUAUGCACUUGAAAAAUAUGAUGUCAAUUCUAAUAAUCUAUUUUUUCCUUUUUUUGCAUACACUUCAAUGUUUUGAAGAAAAAUGGUUAAAAUCUGAUGUCAGCUAUUCCUGUAAGCAAGGAAGUGGUGGGCACUCUCUUCCUAAUUCAACAAAGUACAUUAUCAUUUGCUUAAAUUUAAUCCAGUCACAACUCUCAUCAACAGGACUAUUCCUAUUCAUAGACAUAAGCAUAUGCCUAAGUACUUUUCUGAAUUAGAGCAAGAGUACUCAUCACUUUGCAGGAUUAAGCAGUACAGGUUGAACCUCUCUAAUCCAGCAUUCUCUGGUCUGGCAACGUCCAUGGUCUGGCAUGA
Messenger RNA from Pelodiscus sinensis (Chinese soft-shelled turtle), 2509 nucleotides. The record is from RefSeq and is a predicted model, not a curated record. NCBI's taxonomy places the organism in Eukaryota, Metazoa, Chordata, Testudines, Trionychidae.